Messenger RNA from Sclerotinia trifoliorum, 2669 nucleotides. The record is from the annotation of a GenBank genome assembly. Lineage: Eukaryota; Fungi; Ascomycota; Leotiomycetes; Helotiales; Sclerotiniaceae.
AAUCUGGCAUAUCUCCAAAUCUACAAAUCCCCUCAUCAAUAAAAUACUUCACGUCGCAUAUCCUUCAAAGGUUUAGAGUUUUGGGAAUACACUACAGGAACGUUGUCGCGCAUGGCUCUAUAGUCAUUUCAUAUUAUUCACUUAAUAUUUGAAAUAGCUCAAACGCGUCUUUCCUCUCAUCUAUUUACGCGUAGCAAUUCGAUUUUGAUCUCAACAUGGCACCCGAACAAUCCGCAUCACCGCCAGCGAGGCGAAGAACGGGUGCGAACAGAGAGAAUCAAUUUUUAUUUGACUUGGGAGUCAAGGGAAGGUCCGUUGCUGACUGUUCCUUUUUGCUUAUCUUUUGUUGACAGAUGAUUAGGAAAACUGGCGUUGAACUUCCGGAUACUGGAAUUCGCGAUGCAGAUGGUUUGGAGCCAAUGGAUGAUCUUUUCUCUCCAGAUAAACCGGAAAGUGUUAAGACGAGCAGAAGCGCAAAUGGAUCACAAAGGAACGCAAUGGAAGACGCGACAAUAUCUAGUGAGGAGGACAUGGAUAUGGAUGGCGAGAGUAUGUCUACACAAUCAGAAACCCGCAAGCGCGAUGGGCAAUAUUGACAUAUUUCUAGACACAGCUCUGGAACCUGCUGAAGUCCUGAGUCAACGGAGACAAGAUGCGCGAAUAGCCAUGCCUAUACCAAGAUCGAGGUCGCCCUUAAAAACACAUUUACAGUCCCCAGCCCGCAGACAUCCAUCACUGGGCAUAUCUUCUCCAGCCAAAGGAGGAUCCAGUGAGGCCGACGACACUAGCCCAGUUCGAAGGAAGUUGGAUUUUUCGACUGAAGAUAUAGAGAGCGAAACGAAACAGGCAGCUAGUACCCGUGCUCCCAAAGGCCGAGGGAGACCAGGGCGCCCAGCGCUGGGCAACCUUACGAAUGGCACUCGACUUUCACCUGGAAGACGUCCUCCACCAAGUUUCGACCAGAGUAGUGAUGCGGUGGAAAACCAAGACGAUAGUGCAUUGGAGCCCAAAGAUGAUUCGAUUCAAUUUAAUGCCCCAGAUGACGAUUAUGAUGAUGCUCCGGUCGAUGCGCUUGAGGGGAACUCGGAAAUAGAAGAAGAAGACGAAGAAGAGGAAGGAGGAGAGGAAGCGGAAGAAAGGGAAGAAGAGGCUGAACAAGAAGAUGAGCCGGAACUAGAGCCGGAACCAGAGCCGGAACCUUCUCCACCUGCCAAAACCACGAGCAAGAAUAAGGGGAAAGGUAGAGUAAUCGAGGAACCAGAACCAGAGCAGCCCGUGCCGAAGCGUAGAGGCAGGAAGCCGAAAAAUUCCGCACCUCCGGUCGAAGCUGCGGAGGAAGAAGGGCAAGAAAUAGAGGAAAGACCUGCCAAGAAAGUACGACGCUCCAACGAAGCUGUUGAAGCCCCAAAGCCUGCAAGGGGUCGACCUGGAAGACCUAGCAAUGCCACAAAAUCCGCCACAGCAUCUAAACCAGUGGCGAAACCAAAAGCUCAAGGUCGACCGAAGAUGGCUCCAAUACCUGAACUCGACUCGCCUUUAGUUCAUCGUGGCCCUCCUAUUCCUAGAAAUAAUGGCCUAUACAUUCUUCGGCGCGAGACGACAACGGCAGGCACGGGUAUGCAACGAACGCGAGCUGGCCGAAACUCGAUCAAGCCACUCGCGUUUUGGAAAGGCGAGCGGGUCGAGUAUGACGAUGAUGAAACGGUACCAGAUGGGACUCACGGCGCCAAGAUUCUGUUGCCUAGCAUCAAAGAAGUUAUUCGUGCAGAUGAAGUCGAGCAACAAAAACAGUCGAAAUCGAGGUCCUCAAAAACUUCCAAAAGUAAAGUGAAGAAGAGGGCGCGAGAGGAGGUCGAAGAAGAUUCGGAAACUGAGGAAUGGGAAUCCCAGCCUGGUCGUAUUGAAGGUUCAGUACGGACCUGGGAUCCAGAAGAUCAGGUUGGAGAAAAUGCUGCAGAGACACUGGAAGACCUUGCGUUUUCCUCUGCUGCAAUUAAGACUCGGGAUAUUCCAAAUGCUUCGUUCAAAUUCGCCAAAACCCUCACAUUACCAUUUUUUGGUUCAGGUAUGGUCGACCUGGAACCAGGCGCUGUUAAAAAGCCAAAAAACUCGAGGAAGAUGCAAAUGGUGUUUUUCGUCUUCUAUGGCCGGGUCGAAGUCUCGGUCAAUGGAACCACCUUCAGAAUUGGCAAAGGUGGAAUGUGGCAAGUUCCUCGAGGUAAGAAAAUAUAUACACUAAUCAAUCUUUCAUUCACUAGAAUACUAAUCCAGAGCAGGCAAUUUCUACAGCAUCACCAACGACUACGAUAAACCAGCGAGAAUAUUUUUUGCACAAGGUUGUGAAAUUGGGGACUCGGAAGGCGGGGUUGUUCCACCAGCAAGCCAAUAAUGUAUGGAUAAUGCAAUUGGUGUUUUGCUAUUUUUCCUCAUGUUUUUCGGGGUUGUGCCUUAACAUUUGUGGCGCGGCAAGGAGGAAAAUUGGGUUCAUGCUGUCACGUUUGGUUGUGGAGUUGAAUGUUGAAAGUUUUUUGAUGAUACCAUGCUUCUCAUUCAUUGACGGGCAGUUUCAUGUCGACGUCAAAAUGCACAAUAAUGUGUCCAUGCUCUAGGACAUAAGUAGCGUAUGAAUGGAUUAUAUCCAACCUUUGAAUCUCUUCCCUUGACUGUUU